Messenger RNA from Phycomyces blakesleeanus NRRL 1555(-), 732 nucleotides. RefSeq lists its product as hypothetical. The annotation marks the transcript as partial. Gene Ontology annotation, cellular component: cytoplasm. NCBI's taxonomy places the organism in Eukaryota, Fungi, Mucoromycota, Mucoromycetes, Mucorales, Phycomycetaceae. Gene Ontology annotation, biological process: signal transduction. The record is from RefSeq and is a predicted model, not a curated record. The transcript has 4 exons.
CAGGAACGCGAAAACAAUGUCUACAUGGCCAAGCUCGCUGAGCAAGCCGAGCGUUACGAUGAAAUGGUCCAGUACACCAAGGAUGUUUCCAAGAUGGGCGUUGAGCUGACUGUUGAAGAGCGUAACUUAUUGUCUGUUGCCUACAAGAAUGUCAUUGGUGCCCGCCGUGCUUCCUGGAGAAUCGUUUCCUCUAUCGAGCAGAAGGAGGAGUCCAAGGGUAACUCUGCCCAGGUUGAGAAGAUCAAGGCUUAUCGCCAGAAGAUUGAGGCCGAGCUCCAGGAUGUGUGCAAUGAUAUCCUUAACGUCUUGACUGAUAACCUCAUCCCCAAUGCUCAGGGUGGUGAGUCCAAGGUGUUCUACUACAAGAUGAAGGGUGACUACCACCGUUAUCUUGCUGAGUUCUUGACAAGUGAUGCUCGUAAAGAGUCUGCUACUCAGGCUCACGAGGCUUACAAGAGUGCUACUGAUGUUGCUCAAACUGAACUCGCACCUACCCAUCCUAUUCGUCUUGGUCUUGCCUUGAACUUCUCUGUAUUCUACUACGAGAUCCUCAACUCCCCCGACCGUGCUUGCCACUUGGCCAAGCAGGCAUUCGAUGAUGCCAUUGCUGAACUCGAUACUCUUUCUGAAGAAUCCUACAAGGACUCUACUCUUAUUAUGCAGCUCUUGAGAGACAACCUUACUCUGUGGACCUCAGACUUGCAGGAGGGUGCGUACAUUAUAAAUAAUUAA